CCCGCAGCAGUAGCUGCCAGAGUGUGGACUCCAUCUGUCCUUCACAGUCCAUCAGGGCCCCGGUCUCUGAAGUGGACAUGGGUCGCCCUGCUGCAAGAAACCCCCAAGCGCUCAUCCACCGGCUCCAAGAAAUUUUCCACAGACUUGCUCCAAGAAUCAUCAUGUGACAUCAUCACAGUGCACCAUGUGACAUCAAAGCAACACUCAUUCAGCCAAAGCGAUUCAUGUGUGUCGAACAUGAGUACAGCUAAAAGGUCUCAUUUACUAACAAACAUCACUGUGAAAGACCGUGUAAAACAAUUUCGUGCGAUUGCAAUUUUGUCAAUUCAAGUAGUUUUCUGCAAAAAAAAAAUUGCAUUGCAAAUUUUGAAAAACACCAAAGAAAAAUUGAGCAUUUUUGGCCACAACAAUCACCAAAAAACUCAGCGAAAACCUGUGUGGACUUUAAGGUUUCAUUUGACUCACCGUCAUAUAAUCUCACUAGCUGGUGGUGUUCCGUUUUGAGUCUGGUUCUUCUCAUUGUCUGUGUGAUUGAUGAUUGGCCCACGCCAGUGAAAUUUCUCUCUUAUUUGAAUAAAGUUAAGAUAUUCUCAACAUUUCUGUACUCUUGUUGCUUCUUCUGUGCAGCUCUUGCUCCCAUAAGUCUCUGUGUGGGAUUUAUGCAUGUCUCUGUAGAAAAUGAAUGGGAAGCAGGACAAAAAAUGCUUUGCUGCAGAAAGCUUUCCUAUGGCAAUGGUCAGGGGUUCGAUUCCCACCGUGGCCCUGUGUGUGCAGCGUUUACGUGUUCUCCCCGUGCUGCGGGGGUUUCCUCCAGGUACUCCGGUUUCCUCCCCCAGUCCAAAGACAUGCAUGCUGAAGCAGCUGCAGCAGUGCAUGCAAGAGCAACUAAAAGUCCACCAACAGGAGCAGCUGGAAAAACUGCAGAAUGAACAAUCAAGGAUUUUCGGAAUGGUUCAAGCUGCCACAGAGUAUGACAAUAUAAAACAGCCAUGCCUCAAAACUACUGAGCAGUCAGGAUCAAAGUCCUCACAAACAAGACCUAGAGUUUCACCAGUUUCACCAGUUCCGCAUGAACACCAGCAAACCAAAGAAGUGGAAAGGACACUUGUGCCAGGCGUGUGGAAUCAAGAGCCAAAAGUGGACCAGGCAAGUUCUGGACAUCACACUGAUGAAGAUUUUGAUCACGAAGAAGAGUCGCUGCAUUCUGAGGACAAACGCAUGUGGCGAAAAGACAAUGAAACAGAGGCACAUGACAGGCCGAUCAGAUCAGGGAAGACUUUUGAGGAGAUGCUGGAAGAGCAGCUCAAGCUGGAGAAUGAGAAGCUAAGCAAGAUAUCGGGUGCUCCUGCCGAUGCAGCAAAGGUGAAGAGGCCAUUUCUGAGGCGAGGGGAAGGCUUGUCUAGAUUCACUAGAGGCAAAACCACUGGACCAUUCAGAGCCAGGGCAACAAGUUCAGACACCAAACCCACACCAGGAAUCAAUUCUUCAGCCUUUCAGGGCCUGAUCAUCAGAUCCCACCAGAGCUCUGAGCCAAAACGAACUUCUCAAAACUCUAUAAGUACAACAAACUGUGUGACACAGCGUAAAACUGCUGUACUGAACAAAACUAACUUUCCUCAGAAGACUUCAGCACCAGUAACCAAGGCUCUUGCAAAAGCUCAAGUUCAUGGAGGCCACCAGAAUGUCAGGGUAGAAGGGCAGAAUGGCAGCUCUGGACCUCUCCAACACCAGAGUAAGAGUAAUAAUAAGCCUGAAGGUCAGAAGGUCUUCUCAGAUAUCAUGGUUGAUAUCAGUAAGGGGACAUCAAGACAGUUUCACAGUAUGGAUGAGCAAACUGCUCGAAUGGCAGAGAAUUCAUUCGAGGUGUGGCUCAAAGAACGUGGUGAACACUGGGAAAGAGAUCAGUACCUUGAGUAUGUGGAGCUUGGUGAGUUUGAGCUGCUAGAGAGAGCAGCAGAUGAGUUAUCUUUUUCCAGUAACUCCUCUUUCAUCAACACUCUUUUGCGGAGGGAUGGCAGACGCCUUUCCUCUACUCCUGUCAAACCGCCACCAAAAUCCUCAUUUCCUGACGGUACUGGCCUCAGCAAGGCUUACAGUCCACCAGUACCACCCGUAGGCAGUGUGGAAGUGUUAGAAGGGGCAAACACACAAACAGAUGAAGUGAUGACCAAGUGUUCUGGAGAUGAAGAAGUGGAAGAGUCUGAUUCCUCACUAUGUAGCAACACGGUUUUUCACCAGCCUGCUACAGUGCCAAACCUGCAAGAACCUUUCAACUUCCAAGUUUCAGCACUGCCCUACGAUCAGCGAUCUUAUCAAGACAGAGACGGAGCCGGAAGUCCAGGAGGAGAUGAGGAGAGCCACAGAGACUCGACUUUGGUGGAUGUCAGAGGUCAGGUCGAGUUUGAUGACGAUGACACAUGGAAUGAGCCCGAGUCUUCAAAUUGCAGUCCUGCAAAGAUGGAUGAUCUGCCAGACAGGGUACUGAAGAGGAAGAUUGCAAUCUCAAAGGGAGCACAGCUUGAUUGUUGCUCUAACAGCCCAUUAGACCGUGAGCCAGAGCCACCACGGACGUGUCAGUUGGUAGCGAAGUUGUUUCCAUCUCUGAAGCCGAAACCGUGUCCUCCUCCACCAGAACUACCAGAUUCAGAUGGGCACAGUGAACAAGGAGCAGCCAGAUCAACAUUACUCCGUGAGCGCUUGGUGGAACUAGAGACCGAGAUUGAGCGCUUCAGGAAAGAAAAUGCAGCAUUGAGCCGACUCAGGCAGGAAAACCAGGAGUUUCAAGAGAACCUGCGAGUAUUCUGUCACGUCGCGAGAAGUAAGGGAGUAGAGUACGGAAGCAGGAUGGAGAGAGCAGAGUUUAAGCAGAACAUGGCAGAUGAACUUGUCAAAUGGGAGGAGUUUAAGUUUGAGGAAGGCCGGAAGCUCCAACGUGAGAAGAAGCUGUUUGAGAAAUAUGCAGCAGCUGCAAGAGCAAGACCUGACAAACAGGAACGAGAUGAGAUACAGUCUUUAAAACAGCAGCUAAACACUCUGCAGGAGGAUUUAAGAAAACGAGAGGCUCGCUGGACCAGCACGCACAGCCGGCUCAGGCAGCAGAUAGACACCCUCAGUGCAGAGAAUGCUACUCUACGAGACCAGGUCCGCACGCUGGAAAAACUUCGCCUCAGUACCUGGAAAAAUGCUGAGUCUGAACGUGAGAAAGCGAGAGAGAGAUCCAGUGCAUCCAGCAAUAGCAGUAACACAAGGACAGCAAAAUCCAAGAGCCCCUCCUCCAGUAUUAAAAGCAGCCCACUUGAGAACAGCAAGAAGAUGGAAAUACCAGAGGUUCAGAAUCCUCCCAAAAUUCCAGCUAAGACCUCAAGUACCACAUGCUCCACAGACUGGCAAAAGGCCCAGCCUUGCCCAGUGGCUGGUGCACACCACAUCUCCAAUCAUUUAAUUGUAUCUGAGGUAAAGAGCCAUGAUCCUCAAGUAAUCAAAAACUCCACCGACUCAGUCUUAGAAGUGGACAGUCCCAGGGACAUCCCAGGAAAAUCUAAACUUGAACAGGAAGAGAUCACACACAUGGAUGGCAAGAUUGAAAGGAUGUUUCCUGAUGGAGGACGACUCACAGUCUUCCCCAACGGCACAAGGAAAGAAGUGUCUGCUGAUGGACUGUCAGUCAGAGUCACUUUUUUCAAUGGGGACAUCAAGCAGAUAAUGCCAGAUCAUAGAGUGAUUUAUUAUUAUGCAGAAGCUCAAACCACACACACCACCUACCCUGAUGGUAUGGAAGUGCUCCAGUUCCCAAACAACCAGAUAGAAAAACAUUUUAUAGAUGGUCAUAAGGAGAUCAUAUUUCCUGAUCAGACUGUUAAGAAUCUCUAUCCUGAUGGGCGAGAGGAGAGCGUGCUCGUAGAUGGUACAAUAAUACAGCAAAACCCGGACGGCACUAAGCAGAUCCAGUUCAACACGGGUCAGCGAGAGCUCCAUACAGCAGAAUUCAAGAGACGAGAAUACCCUGAUGGCACCGUCAAAACCGUUUACUCUGAUGGAAGACAGGAGACCCGGUACCCCACUGGCCGCGUCAGGCUCAAAAAUCAGGAAGGACGUGUCAUCAUGGACACCAAAACCUAAGAGAACUCAAACGUUUUUACUUAAAUGCUGAAACACUGAAGUUUGGUUUGCAGGAAAGAAAAAACAAGAAUUUUGUGUGUUAGAUUGUGUGAUAGAUUAAUAGCAGUUAAUUUAUUUGUAGUGUACAUUUUUGUAAAAUAAAUAUUGUUAUAAUACUCAGAAUUAACUGAAGCUUAUGAAAAUUUAACAUCAGGAAGUUCG
Messenger RNA from Ictalurus furcatus (blue catfish), 4320 nucleotides. It is a transcript of the gene cpap, whose product is annotated as centromere protein J. Gene Ontology annotation, molecular function: tubulin binding. The transcript has 19 exons. The coding region runs from base 679 to 4119 and encodes 1146 amino acids. Gene Ontology annotation, biological process: centriole elongation; cilium assembly. Gene Ontology annotation, cellular component: centrosome; centriole; nucleus. The record is from RefSeq and is a predicted model, not a curated record. NCBI's taxonomy places the organism in Eukaryota, Metazoa, Chordata, Actinopteri, Siluriformes, Ictaluridae.